AUGAGUGAUAGAGUGUUAUUGAAGGUGUAUUAUUUUGGUCAGAUUUUGUUACAAAUAUCUGAAGGAGUAACAUUUGUUUAUGAAAAUCUGUUAGAUUUGGUGAUUCCUUUUUCAAUCUCAUUUGAAGAGCUCAAAUGUGUGAUCUGUGAAAAAAUUCAGUCUGAGAGGGCAAGAAGGAUAUCAUGUAUUCUAUACAGAAAUCCUAUACAAGUGUUUGGUGGAUUCGUCCAGUUUCAAACCAAAUAUGUAACGGACGAAGCGAGCAUGCAAGACAUGUUUUCCAUGUAUAUUGAAAAUCGGAGUCAACUCUCGUUCAUCGAGUUGUAUGUUGAGUUUGAGCAAUCUGAGGCCAAUCGGAAUAUUCUACGGGAGGAUUACAAUAGUGACAAUGAAGAAGAGUUCGAAAGCAACUACGAAGUUGUUGGUCCAGAUGGAGAUGAGGUUCAAGGUGACGGAGCUAUGGCUCCGGAUGUGUCUGAUGUGGCAACUGCACUGGCAAACGAUGUGCCAGUGUUAUUGAAGGUGUAUUAUUUUGGUCAGAUUUUGUUACAAAUAUCUGAAGGAGUAACAUUUGUUUAUGAAAAUCUGUUAGAUUUGGUGAUUCCUUUUUCAAUCUCAUUUGAAGAGCUCAAAUGUGUGAUCUGUGAAAAAAUUCAGUCUGAGAGGGCAAGAAGGAUAUCAUGUAUUCUAUACAGAAAUCCUAUACAAGUGUUUGGUGGAUUCGUCCAGUUUCAAACCAAAUAUGUAACGGACGAAGCGAGCAUGCAAGACAUGUUUUCCAUGUAUAUUGAAAAUCGGAGUCAACUCUCGUUCAUCGAGUUGUAUGUUGAGUUUGAGCAAUCUGAGGCCAAUCGGAAUAUUCUACGGGAGGAUUACAAUAGUGACAAUGAAGAAGAGUUCGAAAGCAACUACGAAGUUGUUGGUCCAGAUGGAGAUGAGGUUCAAGGUGACGGAGCUAUGGCUCCGGAUGUGUUUGAUGUGGCAACUGCACUGGCAAACGAUGUCCCGUACGUAAUUCUCCAUUGCAUGGCUGUCCGGGUGGUAGAAAUUCCUUUUCUUGCAGAUGGUGAAUUUGCCGUUGGAAUGGAAUUCAGUUUCAGGAAAGCUGUUAUUAAAGCGAUAAAAGAGUAUACUAUACGAAGAAGCGUAGAUUACCGGGUGUAUGAGUCUGAGUCGUUGACAUUUUAUGCGAAGUGUACACAGUAUGGGUCAGGGUGUGAUUGGCUUAUCCGGAUUAGCAUGAUCAGCCAGAAGUACUGUUGGGUUAUAAGGAGGUAUAAUGGCAGUCACACAUGUACCAGAGCCACAAUUUCUCAGGAUCAUUCAAAGCUGGAUUCGACCAUGAUUGCAAAAGCAAUUAAGCUGUUGGUUGAGGCUGACCCCGCCUUAAAGGUAAAAUCAGUUAUAGCAGAGGCGCAAUCGAAGUUCAACUACACUGUUAGUUAUCGGAAAGCAUGGUUGGCUAAGCAAAAGGCGGUUGAAAAAAUAUUCGAAGGUUGGGAGGCAUCGUACGAAGCGUUGCCUAUAUGGUUUGAAGCCAUGUGUCAUAAGGAGCCGUCAGCUGUUGUUCAUUUUGAGACUAUGCCUGCAUACCAAGGUGACGACUUGGUGACUGAUAUUCGGGUAUUGCAUCGUGUCUUUUGGAGUUACUACCCCUGCAUUAGAGCUUUCAGACAUUGUAAGCCAGUUGUCCAGGUGAAUGGGACUCACUUAUACGGAAAGUACAAGGGUUGUCUACUAGUGGCGGUGUCACAGGAUGGUAACAACAACAUCGUCCCAAUUGCGUUUGCAAUUGUGGAGGGAGAGACUUCAGAUGCGUGGCACUUUUUUCUGAGUAACCUUCGUCAGCAUGUUGUCACUCGGGAUGGUGUGGGACUGAUAUCUGACCGUCACGAAUCCAUAAAUGCGGCUGUGGAAAGGAGUAACGGGGCUUGGUCACCUCCGAGAGCCUUUCAUAUGUUUUGCAUCAGGCAUAUAGAGUCGAAUUUUCUGAGAAAAUUCAAGGCGCCGUACUUACAGAAACUGGUCGUCAACAUAGGAUAUUCGAGGACGGUGCGGGAGUACGAGGUGCGUUACCAACGUUUACGAGAACGGGGAGAGGCAUACACUGACUGGUUAAACCGAAUCCCCCGGGAACAGUACGCGUUGGCAUUUGAUGGUGGAUAUCGAUGGGGUCAUAUGACGACAAAUCUAGUGGAAUGCAUCAAUUCAGUUUUAAAGGGCGCACGCAAUCUCCCCGUGACUGCCCUUGUGAAGGCAACAUUCUACAGGCUGAACGAGUUGUUUACCCGAAAAAGAGCGGAGGCGGAAGCCCGGAUUAAUGCUGGCCAUGUGUUUUCUGAUGUCGUGACUUCGAAGUUGCAUGCAAACCAACUUGCAUCAGGAAACAUUCAGGUUAGUUGCUUUGAUCGGCAGAAUGAGGUCUUUGAGGUGCGUGAGAUGCCGAGUGGACUGGAGUUUGCGGUGGACCUACGUGGCCUUCGAUGUGACUGUGGUGAGUUUCAGGUGGACCGGAUCCCCUGUCGACAUGUCUUUGCAUGUUGUGCCAACCAGCGACUGGAUUGGCAAGUGUAUGUUCAUGAUGUGUAUAAGAUGGACCAAGUUCGGCGGGUGUACCGAGCAAGGUUUAGGCCACUUGGUAACCCCACUACAUGGCCUGUUUAUAACGGACCUCGGUUCAUCCCAAACCCGUACCUGAGACGCGUCGGGAAAGGUCGGCCAAAAAUGACGCGCUUCUUGAAUGAGAUGGACACGCGAAUGCUACGUCGGCCUAGGCGAUGUACGAUAUGUGGAGCUGAGGGACACAGUCGUGGCAGAUGCCGUCAGCAGCGUGGUGCAAAUGCCAACAGAGAUCAGUAG
Arachis ipaensis is the source of this 2859-nucleotide messenger RNA. Lineage: Eukaryota; Viridiplantae; Streptophyta; Magnoliopsida; Fabales; Fabaceae. The record is from RefSeq and is a predicted model, not a curated record.